AUGUUUUAUUUGAGUUUACUAUUUGUCAUAAAUGUGUGUUCUGCGAAUUUAGAGAUUUUGGAAAAUACUGAAUCCUCUGAAACAUUUAGAAUUCAUCUUGGAGAGCCAAAUAUCAUUUAUUCGAUGCCGGAGGCUGACGAUGCGACAUUAAUGACAUUUUAAUAGAAUAGUUUUUGUUAGGUGAAAUAAUAAACAGUUUAAACUGAAACCUAACAAUUUACAAUCAUAUAGUAGGAUGACUUUAAAGACUAUGACUUUGAGAUGGAUACCCCAUUAAAUUUCCGAGAGUUCAUAGGGAUGGUACAUAUAAAUGAUGGCAUGUUGGCAAUAACAUCAGAUGCAGUGGCUUAUUUAAUAAAGUUUAACUAUGACAAUGUUUUAUCCAAAUAAGGAUUUGCAACAUAUGGAAACUCUGUUGAUUUUGCAGGUGUGAUUUGGAAAGCCAAUCUCUAACCAAUACUGCCAUCAAUUCAAUCAAGAGAUGAAUUGCCUUAAUUGGUGUAUUCAAAAAAGAAUAAUUGGGCCUUUGUAUUAUAUUCAGACAGCGCCUAAUACUUUAGUGUGGCUGAGAUGGAGAAAAACGAUAAAACUAUGUACAUCGACUAGAUAUCCAAUUGGAUUCAAAGGGAGGAACGAGGAUUGACCAAAGAAAUAGAUGGAUACUUAUUUUCUGCAGUUGGUAGGGCUGGAAUGGACAUCUAUGAAAUAAGAGAGAAUGAUGUCAUCUAUAAGUAUACAGUAACAUUGCAGGACUUUAAAUUGUAGAAGGAGUAGUUGGAAUUAAAGGAUUUCGCAAUUGUCAAAGUAAAAGAUGGAUAAUAUCAAUUAUACUUACUUGAUGUUAAAUAGGGUUUGAUUUUAGCCUAUAUGUUCAUCAAUUAAUAAGGAUUCUAAUUUGAAUUGGUGAUUGACGUAUAGAGUUAAAAGGGUGGAAUAGCUGUGGAUACCAAGAAUGGCAAGAACGUAUUUGCAGCCUUCGAAUAGAAUGGAAUCUAUUUUUACAUUGAAUAUCUAAUAAACUUUAGUUAGAAAUCAUGUUCCAUAAUAACCAAAUAGGAAAGCAAUUAUAGAAUAGUUGAUGUUGAUGCCACAGAUGAAUUUGCCAUCAUAAGCGGUGUUAGUCAUCAUUAGAUUGUGUUUAACAAUGGCUACGACUUUCUGGCCCCACAUAAGCAAAAGAUUAUGUUUACAUAAAUAGGAAUGAGAGAUUUCCAAUUCUUUUAGUACACCUAUGAAGAAGGUCUAUUAAAGGCGGCUGUAAAGGAUGAAUAUUAAUAUGAUGAUUUCUUCUUUGGAGUCACUGCCAAUAACGCUUUUCUUACUAAAUUUAAGUUUGUCCCUGCAAGAGUAGUUUGCUUUGCUGAUCAUAAUGAAAAGGGAUCGCUUAAUUAAUAUUAUACUUUGAAAUUCAAUCAAUCCCAUGUUGAAAAUAACAUUGUAUCGACCAAUAAAGUGAUAAGAACAACAAAGAGUUUCACUGUUCAAGUUGUGACAACGUUUUUGUUCGCUUAACAAUGGAGAUUAAUUAGAAUCUUACUUAUUGUAUUAGGAGCAAUUAUCUUCACCUCCUGUAAGUAUCACAUUAUAUAUUUAAGGCGGAGUUAUCAUGUAUUAAUUUAGACAAUAUAGAAUUUAAGAGUAAAAUUUGGAUGA
Paramecium tetraurelia is the source of this 1653-nucleotide messenger RNA. RefSeq lists its product as uncharacterized. NCBI's taxonomy places the organism in Eukaryota, Ciliophora, Oligohymenophorea, Peniculida, Parameciidae. The record is from RefSeq and is a predicted model, not a curated record. The transcript is spliced from 3 exons.